AUGACUCCAACCAUCUCUCCAGAAAAAUCGCGACACCUUCUCGCAAGAUACGAAAUAUGGAAUGAUAGAUUUCUUUACCUGGCCGUCGCUUGGAGAGAGGACUCCCAGAUCUAUACUGCACAUCACACAUGCCGGAUGGCGUCGUUCGACAGCAACCCCACCGCUCUCAAUGAACUUGAAGGGACAGUGAUUCAACAUGACCUCGUUUACGCCGCAUGGCGGGAAGAUAUAACGGAAGUAACGAUGCCACUACCCCGCAAUACCUUCGUAAAGACCCCCGAGUAUCUAUCCGAGUUGUCAAAGCCCGACCUGAUCAACGCCGAGAUCAACAUUUUGGAGUUACUGUCAAAGACCCCUCAUCCGAACGUAUGCAAAUACUAUGGGUGCAUUCGUGAUGGAGCAUAUGUCAUGGGUAUUUGCUUGCAGAAGCUUGAGUUCACGUUAGCUGAACUCGUCGAAGGCAGGGAUGACAAGCUGCCCACCCUUGACGAGGCACGCAUAGUUUCGGACGUUAAGGCCGGAUUAGACUUUUUGCAUAGCCUUGGCCUUGUUCAUGAUGAUAUCAACCCCAGCAACAUAAUGCUGGAUGAUGGUGGACGUGCUGUAAUCAUUGACUUUGAUUCCUGUGUACCUUUGGGAUCACAAUCACGGGGCGGAACUCCUGGGUGGUCGACGUUCCCAAAAAUCGCCGAGAUUCAGAAUGAUGAACAUGGUCUGGAUCUUGUCGCGAAGUUCGUUAGAGGAGAAUAUGAUGGUCAGGACUUUGAGGCUUUUGACAAGUAA
Messenger RNA from Laccaria bicolor S238N-H82, 783 nucleotides. RefSeq lists its product as uncharacterized. Gene Ontology annotation, biological process: protein phosphorylation; intrinsic apoptotic signaling pathway in response to endoplasmic reticulum stress; IRE1-mediated unfolded protein response. The record is from RefSeq and is a predicted model, not a curated record. The transcript is spliced from 2 exons. Bases 1 to 783 code for a protein of 260 amino acids. Gene Ontology annotation, cellular component: IRE1-TRAF2-ASK1 complex. NCBI's taxonomy places the organism in Eukaryota, Fungi, Basidiomycota, Agaricomycetes, Agaricales, Hydnangiaceae. Gene Ontology annotation, molecular function: RNA endonuclease activity; protein serine/threonine kinase activity; ATP binding.